AUGGUAAUUCUGAUCCUACUUAAACCCCUGCUUCUUCUGCUGGUUCGCGUACUGUGUUUCAUGAGGAUGAUUAUACCCAUCCCUGUCACCCCUGGUAUGUUCAUCCUUCUAAUUUGGAGAAGCACUGUAUUAGUUGUUUUGUCUAUUAGAAAUAAAACUGAUUUUAUAACUGGUACUACUGGAGUACCUCCUAAUGGAUCACCCUUAGCUAGACAAUGGCAGAGAUGCAAUGAUCUUGUGAUAUCUUGGCUAAUAAACUCUUUGUCUAAAGACAUUGCUCGAAGUGUAGAGUAUUCCGUAUUUGCUAAGGAUAUAUGGAAUGAAUUAGAAGAGAGAUAUGGUAAGGCUGGUGGUGCUAGGAUUUUUGAGUUGAAAAAAGAUUUGGCUCAUAUCUCUCAAGGGUCACAUGAUAUAGCAUCUUAUUUCAACAAAAUAAAACAGUUGUGGGAUGAAAUUGCCUCCAUCUCAACUGGUAGAGAAGGGGUUUAUACCUGUGGAGCCAAAUCAACUGAGGAUGAGGAACAAAGAGCUUAUCAAUUUCUCAUGGGUCUAAAUGAAAUUAUGUUCAGACCAGGAGUAACAUUUUAA
Nicotiana tabacum (common tobacco) is the source of this 588-nucleotide messenger RNA. The record is from RefSeq and is a predicted model, not a curated record. NCBI's taxonomy places the organism in Eukaryota, Viridiplantae, Streptophyta, Magnoliopsida, Solanales, Solanaceae.